CUGACGACAUUGCUUACGGUUUUUGAAUCGUCGUCACAAAAUUUAGGAGAUUGGAUUAGGAAUUGGCUCUUUCUUUACUAUUCUCCAAAGACUUUACUAUUUGGUCAGUCUUCUUAUUUCUCACCUUUAGCUUUUAGAUAAACCUCUGAUUUUUUUCUCCCAUCUGUUCUGAGAUUGUCUUCUUCUUCUUGAAAUCUUUUUCAUUUGUGCAAUGAUUUUGAAGACUACCCAUCUAUUCAGUUCUUUCUCUUAUGAUUUAAGUUUCAUUUAGUUUUUUUUUCUCAUCCGCCAUUUUCGUUGACUUUUUGAAGCAUUUCUCGAAUUGACUUUGUUCUUCACAUUGAUUCAUUAGAAUGUUCUUUCAUAAAGUUUGGAUCUUUUCUUCAGGGCUUGAUUAAUUUCAUAUCUAUGAUCUUCUCUGUAUUGUUUUUGAUCCAAUCACUUCUCAAAAUUUGAUCCUUGUCAUUGGAUUUAGAUUUAGGGUUUUUGUAUCCUUGGGGAUUUGAAGAUCAAAAACAGAGUCUUUGAGUGAUACUUCUGGGGAACAAAAUGGCUGCAACUGCAAUAGAGCCAUCUUCAUCUAUAAGUUUCACAUCUUCUCACUUAUCAAACCCUUCUCCUGUUGUUACUACUUAUCACUCAGCUGCUAAUCUUGAAGAGCUCAGCUCUAACUUGGAGCAGCUUCUCACUAAUCCAGAUUGCGAUUACACUGACGCAGAGAUCAUCAUUGAAGAAGAAGCUAACCCUGUGAGUGUUCAUAGAUGUGUUUUAGCUGCUAGGAGCAAGUUUUUUCUUGAUCUGUUUAAGAAAGAUAAAGAUAGUAGUGAGAAGAAACCUAAGUAUCAAAUGAAAGAUUUAUUACCAUAUGGAAAUGUGGGACGUGAGGCAUUUCUGCAUUUCUUGAGCUAUAUCUACACUGGGAGGUUAAAGCCUUUUCCUAUCGAGGUUUCAACUUGUGUUGAUUCAGUUUGUGCUCAUGAUUCUUGUAAACCGGCCAUUGAUUUUGCUGUUGAGUUGAUGUAUGCUUCAUUUGUGUUCCAAAUCCCGGAUCUUGUUUCGUCAUUUCAGCGGAAGCUUCGUAACUAUGUUGAGAAGUCACUAGUAGAGAAUGUUCUUCCUAUCCUCUUAGUUGCGUUUCAUUGUGAUUUGACACAGCUUCUUGAUCAAUGCAUUGAGAGAGUGGCGAGAUCAGACUUAGACAGAUUCUGUAUCGAAAAGGAGCUUCCUUUAGAAGUAUUGGAAAAAAUCAAACAGCUUCGAGUUAAGUCGGUGAACAUACCCGAGGUGGAGGAUAAAUCGAUAGAGAGAACAGGGAAAGUACUCAAGGCAUUGGAUUCAGAUGAUGUAGAACUCGUGAAGCUUCUUUUGACUGAGUCAGAUAUAACUCUAGACCAAGCCAAUGGUCUACAUUAUGCAGUGGCAUACAGUGAUCCGAAAGUUGUGACACAGGUUCUUGAUCUAGAUAUGGCUGAUGUUAAUUUCAGAAAUUCCAGGGGGUAUACGGUUCUUCAUAUUGCUGCUAUGCGUAGAGAGCCAACAAUUAUCAUACCACUUAUUCAAAAAGGAGCUAAUGCUUCAGAUUUCACGUUUGAUGGACGCAGUGCGGUAAAUAUAUGUAGGAGACUCACUAGGCCGAAAGAUUAUCAUACCAAAACCUCAAGGAAAGAACCUAGUAAAUACCGCUUAUGCAUCGAUAUCUUGGAAAGGGAAAUUAGAAGGAAUCCAUUGGUUAGUGGGGAUACACCCACUUGUUCCCAUUCGAUGCCCGAGGAUCUCCAAAUGAGGUUGUUAUACUUAGAAAAGCGAGUGGGACUUGCUCAGUUGUUCUUCCCAGCAGAAGCCAAUGUGGCUAUGGACGUUGCUAAUGUUGAAGGGACAAGCGAGUGCACAGGUCUUCUAACUCCACCUCCAUCAAAUGAUACAACUGAAAACUUGGGUAAAGUCGAUUUAAAUGAAACGCCUUAUGUGCAAACGAAAAGAAUGCUUACACGUAUGAAAGCCCUCAUGAAAACAGGUAAAAGCUUAAGGAAAUGUACUUUCAAGUUUUAUUCUCUGACCACAAGAUUGACUGAUUCGAAACCGUUCAACAACGCAGUUGAGACAGGUCGGAGAUACUUCCCAUCUUGUUAUGAGGUUCUGGAUAAGUACAUGGAUCAGUAUAUGGACGAAGAAAUCCCUGAUAUGUCGUAUCCCGAGAAAGGCACUGUGAAAGAGAGAAGACAGAAGAGGAUGAGAUAUAACGAGCUGAAGAACGACGUUAAAAAAGCAUAUAGCAAAGACAAAGUCGCGCGGUCUUGUCUUUCUUCUUCAUCACCAGCUUCUUCUCUUAGAGAAGCCUUAGAGAAUCCAACAUGA
Messenger RNA from Arabidopsis thaliana (thale cress), 2355 nucleotides. It is a transcript of the gene NPR4, whose product is annotated as NPR1-like protein 4. The transcript has 3 exons. Gene Ontology annotation, cellular component: nucleus. Lineage: Eukaryota; Viridiplantae; Streptophyta; Magnoliopsida; Brassicales; Brassicaceae. Gene Ontology annotation, molecular function: protein homodimerization activity; salicylic acid binding. The coding region runs from base 550 to 2355 and encodes 601 amino acids. Gene Ontology annotation, biological process: plant-type hypersensitive response; defense response to bacterium; regulation of salicylic acid mediated signaling pathway. The record is from RefSeq and is marked reviewed.